GGGGCGUGGAGCCCACCGCGGCUGCGGCGGACCCCGGCCCGGCCCCUCCGGUUGUCCCACCCCCGGCCCCGGCUCCGGCUCCGCCCGCGCCGGCCAGCGAGUCGCGCCGAGGCCGCUCCGGAGCUGCAGCCGCGCCGCCAUGGGCCGGGCUCGGCCGGCCGAGCGCCCGCCGCGCGUCCCGGGGCCGGACGAAGCGCCGCCAAGCCGCCGCGCGCGCGUCAUGGGGCUGCUCGGGGCCCUGCUCGCCGCCGCCACGGCCGCAGCCGCCGCCCGGGCCUUCGCUCGCCACGCGGAGGCCCAAGCGUCUGCCCGGCAGGAGGCUGUGCGCAAGGCCCUGGGGCCCGAAGGCUUCUUCCUCUUCUCCUCAUUGGACACAGACCAGGAUCUCUACAUCAGCCCAGAAGAAUUCAAACCCAUUGCUGAGAAGCUCACGGGGUCUGCUGCAGCCCCCAGCUAUGAGGAGGAGGAGGAGCUGACCGCCGACCCCAGCGAGGAGACACUCACCAUAGAAGCCCGGUUCCAGCCUCUGCGGCCGGAGACGAUGACCAAGAGCAAGGAUGGGUUCCUGGGGGUCUCCCGCCUUGCCCUGGCUGGUCUUCGCAACUGGACCACUGCAGCCUCGCCGAGUGCCGUGUUUGCUGCCCGCCACUUCCGGCCCUUCCUGCCUCCACCAGGCCAGGAGCUGGGUGAGCCCUGGUGGAUCAUUCCCAGCGAGCUAAGUGUCUUCACCGGCUACCUGUCCAACAACCGCUUCUACCCCCCGCCACCCAAGGGCAAGGAGGUCAUCAUCCAUCGGCUCCUGAGCAUGUUCCACCCGCGCCCCUUCGUGAAGACCCGCUUCGCCCCGCAGGGGGCAGUGGCAUGCCUGACCGCCAUCAGCGACUCCUACUACACAGUCAUGUUCCGGAUCCAUGCCGAAUUCCAGCUCAGUGAGCCACCCGAUUUCCCUUUCUGGUUCUCCCCCGGCCAGUUCACUGGCCACAUCAUCCUCUCCAAGGAUGCCACCCAUGUCCGUGACUUCCGCCUCUUCGUGCCCAACCACAGGUCACUGAACGUGGACAUGGAGUGGCUGUACGGGGCCAGUGAGAGCAGCAGCAUGGAGGUGGACAUUGGCUACAUUCCCCAGAUGGAGCUGGAAGCCAUGGGCCCCUCUGUGCCCUCUGUGAUCCUGGAUGAGAACGGCAACAUACUCGCCAGCCGCCCACCCUCGGGAGAGCCCCUCCAGUUCGUGUUUGAGGAGAUCACGUGGCAGCAGGAGCUGAGCUGGGAGGAGGCUGCCCGGCGCCUGGAGGUGGCCAUGUACCCCUUCAAGAAGGUCACCUACCUGCCGUUCACCGAGGCCUUCGACCGGGCCAAGGCUGAGAAGAAGCUGGUGCACUCGAUCCUGCUGUGGGGGGCGCUGGACGACCAGUCCUGCUGAGGUUCGGGGCGAACUCUCCGGGAGACCGUCCUGGAAAGUUCGCCCAUCCUCACCCUGCUCAAUGAGAGCUUUGUCAGUACCUGGUCCCUGGUCAAGGAGCUGGAGGACCUGCAGAACAAGCAGGACAACCCGUCCCAUCGGAAGCUGGCCAGCCUGCACCUGGAGAAGUACAGCUUCCCCGUGGAGAUGAUGAUCUGCCUGCCCAAUGGCACGGUGGUCCACCACAUCAAUGCCAACUACUUCCUGGACAUCACCGCCUUGAAGCCUGAGGACUUGGAGAACAGUGUCUUUGGUUUCUCGUCCACCUUCGAGGACCCGUCCACGACCACCUACUUGCGCUUCCUGCGGGAGGGCCUGCAGCGUGGUCUGCCCCUCCUCCAGCCCUAGCCCUGGCCUGGCUUGAUGACAGAGACGUGUCAGGCGGGCAGGCCUCUCACAGCCCAUCUCAGACUUGGCCUGUGUGCCUCCCCACGGGGCCUGCCAUCAGCCAAGGGUGGUUGCCCUAGGGAGUUGGGAGUGGGAGAACUAGAGGUGCAGGUGGAGGAACUCGGAGCUCAGGCCUGC
Ochotona princeps (American pika) is the source of this 1984-nucleotide messenger RNA. It is a transcript of the gene SELENON, whose product is annotated as selenoprotein N. The transcript is spliced from 12 exons. The record is from RefSeq and is a predicted model, not a curated record. Gene Ontology annotation, cellular component: endoplasmic reticulum membrane. Gene Ontology annotation, biological process: calcium ion homeostasis; skeletal muscle fiber development. NCBI's taxonomy places the organism in Eukaryota, Metazoa, Chordata, Mammalia, Lagomorpha, Ochotonidae. Gene Ontology annotation, molecular function: calcium ion binding.